Molecule: messenger RNA, 2511 nt
Organism: Lachancea mirantina
Lineage: Eukaryota; Fungi; Ascomycota; Saccharomycetes; Saccharomycetales; Saccharomycetaceae
Source: the annotation of a GenBank genome assembly
AUGGUAAGAUUGACUGAGGAAUACUUUGACCUGGUCCGCGAAGCUGUGAGAGAGGAUCAGAGUACGAAACGGCCCAAAAAAAGACGGAGAACAAGAGCCUCUGCUGCCCUAAAAGUCGAAAAUCAGACGCCCGCUAUGAUUAUACAAAUAGAUUCAGAUGAUAAUAAGAACAAUGUCAGUAGUGAUGAAGAAAGCUAUGCGAUUGGCGAGACUAAGCAUGAAGAUGAUGAUAAUGAGCAAUUUUCGACGUCUAAUGAUGACUACGCGUCCGAUGACUUUGAAGACGUUCGCUUUGAAGAUGUUCAAUCCGAAGGCAAUGGUAAUAUCUCGCUGACAUUGCAACCUCAGAAACCGGAACGGAAACAGCGGUCUUCCAAUGUUGUUUCUUAUGAAGAGAAGAAGUUCCGACGUUUUUUUCAUUGUUUUCACCUGUUGUGCUUGCUAACACAUUGCUAUGUGAGAAACGAAUGGCUUAAUGAUCCAAAAUUGCAUAAAAAGCUGGCGAAACUGGUCCCGGACGACGUAUUUGAUCUACUACAUCCUCAAAAGGAUGAAGAGUUGCCUUUGAGAAGCACAAGAAAGCUACUAGACGGACUGAAAAAGUGCAUGGAAAUAUGGGAUAAACAUUUUAAGCACAGAAUAAACUCAACAAAUGAUCUUUACAUGAUCCAAUGGUUUGAUUUAGAUGGUCCUUGGGAGCAGCCCAAACAUUUUGAAACUCAAGGUCGAUUUAAUAAAGCAGUACUUGUGGGUCAAGGAAGUAAUUAUGUGAGUGCUCAAGGUUUCGUCGCCAUGUUGAGGGCCUGUGGAGUGAACGCGAGACUUGUUUUCAACCCUCAGCCACCUGAUUUUACGGAUAAUAAACCAGUACUAGCUGAAAAGAUUGAGGAAGAGCCCAAGGACCCACGGAAGGAGCGUAAGGAGGAAGACAACACUCCGAUUUUGCGACGACACAAGAAGCCGAAAAAGAAAGGCAAAAUUGACGAAGCCAUAGUAUAUCCAAUCUUUUGGUGCGAAGUGUGGGAUAAAAUCUCCAAAAAAUGGAUUACCAUAGACCCCGUUUGUCAAAAAGUUAUUGAGCAGAUACGUAACAGGUCUAAACUAGAACCGCAAGGCAAAGGACGUCAUAAUAACGUCAUGAGGUAUGUUUUGGGUUUUGACAGAAAAAAGGGCUGUCGCGAUGUUACCAGAAGGUAUGCUGCCCACUUCAACGGCAAAAAUCGAAAACGAUUUAUUCGAAGGGAAGCAAGUGGCGAGGAAUGGUAUACUCGAGUUAUUUCGUAUUUGCAUCAGCGGAAACGAACUAAGAUCGACGACUACGAAGAUGAGUAUUUCCGUUUCAAAGACGAAUCUGAAGGCAUACCUGAUAACGUGCAGGACCUGAAAAGUCACCCAUAUUACGUCCUGGAAAAUAAUCUAAAGAUGAAUGAAGCCCUGAAACCUGGAUGCAAAGAAUGUGGCUUCCUGAAAAUGAAGAAUUCGACUUCUUCACUGAAAGUCUAUUCAAGAAAAGAUAUCUGGACUCUUAAAAGCGCGAGGGCUUGGUAUAACGAAGGGCGCACCUUGAUACUUGGAGCCAGAGGCGCAAAGACUAUAAAAUCGAAAGAUUUCAGAACUGGGGAGAGUACAGAGGAAAAGCUAUACCCUUUUGAGCAAACGGAACAAUUUAAGCCUCCCCCAUUAGGUGAAGAUGAUGAGGUACCCAAAAAUGCCUACGGCAACAUAGACAUCUACGUCCCAUUCAUGAUACCCGCCGGCGCUUGUCUUAUUGAGAGUCCCGUUGCGAUCAAAGCUGCGUCUCGUGCGGGCGUUCCAUUUGCAAAGGCUGUGACUGGCUUUAAAUUCGAAAGACAUCGCAUUGCCAAACCUCAAAUCACGGGAGUGGUAGUAGCUCUCAAGUACAGAGAAGCCUUGGAAGCCGUCAUCGAUGGUAUUGAGUUCUCACAAGAAGAAGAGAAAAAACAAGAUUUCGAACUAGACGUUCUCAGACAGUGGAGUUUAUUGUUGACAAAGUUGCGCAUUAAAAAUAGACUGAAUGUUGCUCACGGUCGCGUUCAAGAUAGGGAUAGAGAGAGUAUAUGGGAUGAAGGAGAGCAGUCAGAGGAAGAAGAUGAAGACGUUUCUAUGCAUGAAACAGAAGCGGGGGGAUUCCUUCCUACAGAGGGCUCUGUGCCUAUUUCUGAAGGUGGCGGGUUCAUGCAGGAAGCCGAAUAUAUUUCAAGAGGCGCUGAUGAUGCUCAGGCAGCAGAGGUUUUUGAUGAAGAAGAUAACGACGUUCCGCCGCAAGUUGAUAUUAGCACAUUUGAAAAGACAUCUUUCAACGCGGAAGAUGAACCACAAGAAAUGACGGCAAGUGAUCAAAAGGUUGAUGGAAAUGAGGAACAAGUGGCUGAGGACUAUGAAGACUUUAUGAAGGAGUUCGGAGAGGGCAGUGAUGAUAAUUCGGACUGGAAGUUAGAUCAAGAAACAAAAUCUGCGUUCGAUGACGAAUUUGAUUAUGAAUCGGGAUGA